ACCCAGUCAGUGUCGGCAGCCACCUCGCUUUCUGGUCCUCUUAUUUUAGUGAGGUACCCCUUUCUCAUCGGAUAUGAUCUGGAGACUCUUGGUCCUCCACGUCCUUCUUCUAGGAGCUGAAAGCAGCAGCCGUGGGGGGAGGACAGUGACUUUCCACCGGACUCAGCAGGAUGACAACCAGGGCCAAGCGCGCGCACGCCCCAGGAGGGAUACGAGCGGCUCCUCCGGCACCACCAGGCCCGUUCAUGGACCCCCCUUCACCGCCUGUCGGACCCCCCUCACCCCCGUCGAGCACAAGGUUCUGGAUGACAAUACGCAUGAGACAGGGUUUAACGGUGAUGAUGGCUCCUAUGUAAUUCUCACAUGGGUGGGCCAUGGCACAGGGGUCGUCCUGGUGCUGUCAACAUUUAGUGCUCCGAUAGAUUCUUUCAUCGAAGGCGGCUCCUCACGACUCUAUCGAAGCACGGAUUAUGCUAAAUCCUUCCACGACAUUUCCCAUCAGAUCAACAACACCUUCAUCAGGGAGGAGUUUGGAGUCCGUGUCGGACCAGGGAGCUCUGUGAUUCUGACAGCAGACAUUCCGGUGGUGGAUAACCCAGGCGGGAUCAUCUUCACCUCCACGGAUGCCGGUGCGACGUUCAAGUUCAUCCAACUGCCCUUCCACCUGGCUCAGCCGAUCACGUACCACUUCCUCAACCCCGACUACCUCGUGGCCCUCAGCAUUGAUGGCGGUCUGUGGCUCUCUCUGGACUUUGGCGCCAAGUGGACGAAAGUUCAUGAUGGAGUGCAUUCUUUCUCAUGGGGCGCCGGCAUUAAUUUGUUCUUCAGCUGCAGUCGAACAGACGCAGUUGAGGCAGAAGAGAGAGGGGAUUUAGUGCUGAAGAGGACAACAGAUCUGGGGAAGACCUUCACCACGAUCCACGAGGACAUCUACAGUUUUGGCUACAUAGGAACCUUUCUCUUCUUCUCUGUGAUGGAGGAUCCGAGAUCCCCUCGGGUCAUGUACUUCUCAUCAGACCAAGGAGACACCUUCAGUCGAGCACUGCUCCCUUCUGCCUCCACUGAGCAGUUCUACUCCAUCCUGGAUGGAGAUGUAGAUAUGCUCUUCAUGCACGUGGACAACCCAGGAGACACCUUCUUUGGAACCAUGUACACAUCAGAUGACCGAGGCAUCUUAUUCUCCAAAUCGCUGGAGCGCCACCUGUUUGAUGGGCAGAGGAAGAGCGAUUUCUCCAACAUAACUUCACUGAGAGGAGUCUACCUCACUAAUAAACUAGACGAGGAUGGCCGUAUAAGAUCUGUCAUUUCCUUUAACAGAGGAGGGACGUGGAGACAGCUCAACAAACCUGAGAAUGUGGAAUGUGGAGAGCAAGUCAAAAAUUGCAACCUUCAUAUUCAUGGAGAGCACAGUCGCAACAUCCGCAUCGUUCCCAUGCUGGCUCUGUCGGAGCCAACGGCUAUUGGUCUGGUUAUAGCUCACGGCACUGUGGGUGACUCUCUGUCAUCGUCACAGCACCCAGAUGUGUUUGUCUCCUCAGACGGGGGUUAUAACUGGAGGGGGACACUGAGAGGUCCUCACCACUACAGCAUAUUGGACUCUGGGGGUCUCAUUGUGGCAGUGGAGACCCAGCGUGAAGGACAAGUCAAGACAAUCAAGUACCACACAGAUAUUUUUACUUCAUGCGCAAUAGUGGUAUUUGGCAAUGGAGGGCAGAAAGACACUUACAGCAUACUUUUGCCACCAUUUCUCAUCACCAGGUUCUCCACAGAUGAGGGCCAAUGCUGGAAGUCCUACAACUUCACGGACCAGAGCUUCUUCUUUGCAGGCCUGGCGUCCGAGCCGGGGACCAAGGCCAUGAACGUCAGCGUGUGGGGCUUCCGUCCCGAGGAGGACCGCCAGCCCAUGUGGGUGGCCGUCACCAUUGAUUUCCAGAGCCUCAUUACAAGAGAGUGUAAUGACGAGGACUAUGAAGAGUGGUUGGCUCACGCUACCAAUGGAGGAGACUUGAAGAGAAACGGCUGUCUCUUGGGUGUCAAAGAGACCUACAGGAGGCUCAAGAAACCGUCUGUGUGCAGAAAUGGCCGAGGCUUCGUGGUGAGCAAGAAGCAAAGCCCCUGCCUGUGCACCAGAGAAGAUUACUUAUGCGACUAUGGUUACUAUCGCCAUAUGAACACCUCGGAGUGUGUGAGACAACACAGCGCUGCAAAUAAAACCUUGGAGCUCUGUCUGAAUGGAGAGGAGGAUGAGCUGCUGACAGCGGGGUACCGCAAGGUCCCGAGUGAUCGGUGUGAGGGGGGAUUCAGCCCUCAGCUCGCGGUACAGACAGUCAUCAGACCCUGUGGUGUUAAACCCAGCCCUGGUCCACCUGCCAGGUCCUUGUCUCCAGUCACGCACUUUGACACACCGAGAGAGAGGCUGGUGUUGAUCCUGGUGUGUUCAGGAGCAGGGGUCAUCGUCCUGGUAGCUAUCGUGUCCGCUGUCUUUACUGUCAGAAGGGUGGUUUACAGAACCAGUUCACCAGUAUAUCGUUUCUCCAACCUCCGGAUUCAGGACGAAGAUAACGGCAUCACAACCGAUCUUGAAAGCGCCACCAGCAGCAAUGGCACGGUCUGCCAGCAGGAAUCAGAUGAUGAUCUUAUUGAAUGACACAAUUCUAUGGAUACACUGAAUAUUCAAGAUUGGGGCCAGCUGUGCUGAAAAAGACUGCCAAAGGCUUUUGUUGGAUUUAUCGCCGAUAUUUUUGAUGGGAGCACCCUUUGUGGCAAAUUCUGAGGAUUUGAAGGACGAGCAUGUGAAUGUCUAAUUUAUUGAGCUAGCUUAAUUUCAUUGUGUUACUUUUCUUACUCUUUGAUUCAUUUGUACAGUAUUUACUUUUUUAUUUUAAUUUUACUUUGUGUUGCACCACCUUUUUACUUUCUGUUUAAUGUGAAAACAAACAAGACAAUCCUAAAAAUGUGCAUUUGUAAAAAAAAAAAAAAAGAUAUAGAACAUCAUUAUGUGUCUGUUGCAGUUUUAAAUAUGCCAUGAUCGGAUUAAUCAUAAGGAUUGAACGCGCAAUAAACUACUCAA
Molecule: messenger RNA, 3070 nt
Organism: Anarrhichthys ocellatus (wolf-eel)
Lineage: Eukaryota; Metazoa; Chordata; Actinopteri; Perciformes; Anarhichadidae
Product: sortilin
Exons: 20
Coding region: 74-2647 (857 amino acids)
Biological process (GO): vesicle organization; Golgi to endosome transport; endocytosis
Cellular component (GO): Golgi apparatus; membrane
Molecular function (GO): protein binding
Source: RefSeq, a predicted model, not a curated record